UGGGACGCAGUACCCCCAUUAUCUGGCAACGCUGCGUAACCGUCGCACUGUCAUCGUUCGACGGAUCAUGACUCCGUGCCGUCCGUGCUCGUGUCUCUGCUUCUUCUGCCUGUCCAUGUUCCUCGCGAUACCGCGACGCACGAACUGACAGUUCCGAUGCUUACGAGCGUACCAGCACCGAUCGCCAUAUGCGAACAACAAUGUCUGGAAGCAGCGAUUCAGAGGAAUUCUUCGACGCAGAAGACGACACCUUCCACCGCGCCUCUCGAUUCUGUAAAAAGCAAAGCACAAGAUUCUAUCAUUGUUGAAACACAAGACGAAAAAGCAGUGGAAACUAGCAAAGAAGCAGAUGAUAGUAUAUUUGUGAAGCCAGCUGAACCUAAGCCAUUUAUUGAUGCUAAGAAUGAUGUGGAGACAGAAAGGAAACAGAGCACAGAUAAAUCUGAAGAUGAUGGAAAAGCUACAGGCACUGACAAAAUUGUGGGUAGGAGACGAUUUCGAGAAUUGCGUCAACGAAUGCAGACCGAGGACGACGAUAUUCCAGUUAAUAGCUCUCCUCCAGAUAGUCAAACAUCCUCCAUAGAGGGUGUUUAUCCUACGCCCUCAAAAACAUCCCAUCCAUUCCGAAUUAUCGAGCACGAUACUCUUAGUUUACAAAGCAUGACUUCUUUAGGACGUAUCGGUCGUAUUUUGGGAGGAGUCUCAGACAAUACAUCUGGGAUCGUUCCACCAGGUGUGUCCCAAUGUCCCCCACCCACUCCCCUCUCAAGAGAAACUCCAAUGUCCUCUAUGGCUAGCAUUCCAAGCAAAGACGAAGACACUGCCUCGGGUAAGAUGUCCCAGUCAUCCAGCAUCCUUACCCUAUCCGGGGAUGUUCUUCAGGAAUCAUCUGCGAAUGAGAAAUCAAAUUGUCCCUCGCAAAGUAACGCGACUGUGAUCCUCCAAGAACCUGAUGUCAUCGCCAGCACUAAGAGCAAUUGCAAACACGUGGAAAAUUUGCAAGAUGCAUCUUCAGAGCCCGGGAUGCCGGUCGCGCCACCACGACGUAAAAAGAAAUCGAAACCGCUAACACCUACCGAUCUUGCUCCAUCUGUGGCAGAGGCAUUGGUACCUGCAUCGUCACUGCCAAGUCCAGCAAGUACUAUAGAAUCUAUUACUAGAGAAUUUGAGCAUUCCCUUGACAUACGAUCAGCAACUAAAGGACAAUACGUUGUUAAGCCACAGGAUGAAGAUAAAUCCAGGGCUGAAGGCCCAUCAUCUGAAGAAUUAGAAAGGGUGGAAAGAAUGAAGUCUGAGCUUUUGAGUAUGCGCUCUAGUGAAAUGUCGAACAGUCCUCUAGGGUCUAUUUCCACUAAUAGCAUCGGUCGAUGUUCGUUAGGUCCCCAUAGACUCUCAGGUUUCAAUACUCAAGGAUCGAAAGAGAGACGAAAGUCUGCUGGUGAUCAGGAUAUGGUCAAACAAUUAAACAUGUUUGUGAGAACAAGAACAGAUUCUGGAAAACGAUUGACAGACAUGGAAAUCCUGGAGCAAGUAACUGUAUUAAAUUUGGAUACCGGUGAGAGAGUACCGUUGAGCAUAGCAGAAGACAAGCUACCGCAAUGUAUUAAUCCGUUGUCUCUACACAUCAUGAGAUUGACAUCAGAAUACAUAAGCAAUUCAAGCUUGGAGAAAGAAAAAGAGAGUGACGAAGAGAGUGUAGAUAGUAAAAUGUCAAGUAUACCUCCAGACGAAGAUGUAGCUGUAGGUAGAGUUCGCAAAAGGACACAAAAGCUCAAGAGAUUCCUGGGCUCAACAGUGAAGAAAACAAUGGACAAGGCAAAAUCAAUAGCUCAGGAAGUAUCUCAUGCAAGACACAAGGAAGACGUACUGGAUAUAGUAGACGAUGUAUAUCCUGGAGAGCAACAAUAUAUAAAACUAAAAGCAUCAAACAGUCACAAGGGUCCUUACGAAUUUUCAUGUCUACAGCAUGUGCAAGAUCUCAGCGGAGAGCAUGUUGGGCCAGUUUGGUGUAUGAAAUUUUCAGCCUGCGGUCGUCUGCUGGCCACAGCUGGUCAAGAUCGUGUCCUGAGAAUUUGGGUGCUUCGAGAUGCCUUUGCUUAUUUCCAGGACAUGCGAACAAAGUACAAUGCAGAAAAAGUGAGUCCGACACCAUCACAAGAGUCUCUGGUAUCGCAAAAAUCUCUAGAAGAUCCCAAUGUGAUAACUAGUGCGUUUAAUGAAAUCGAAGGUACGAAGAGUCCAUUUAUGCCAAAGCCAUUCUGCACAUACACAGGACAUACAUCUGACCUCCUCGAUGUCUCCUGGUCUAAAAAUUACUUUGUCCUAUCAUCAUCGAUGGAUAAAACAGUACGACUUUGGCACAUAUGCCGUAAGGAAUGUCUGUGUUGUUUUCAACAUAUUGAUUUUGUAACUGCGAUAGUCUUUCAUCCACGAGAUGAUCGUUACUUCCUGUCCGGGUCUCUAGACGGCAAACUCAGAUUAUGGAACAUCCCCGACAAGAAGGUAGCAGUCUGGAACGAGGUGGACGGCCAUACUAAAUUAAUAACAGCUGCUAAUUUCUGUCAAAAUGGAAAAUUUGCAGUCGUCGGUUCAUACGACGGACGUUGUAUAUUUUACAAUACGGAUCAAUUGAAGUAUCAUACUCAGAUCCAUGUACGUUCUACAAGAGGUAAAAAUUCAACCGGUAGAAAAAUCAGUGGAAUAGAGCCAAUGCCUGGCGAGGACAAGAUUUUAGUUACCUCGAAUGACAGUCGUAUAAGACUUUACGACCUGAGAGACUUGAAUCUUUCCUGCAAGUAUAAAGGCUACGUGAAUGUCAGUAGUCAGAUAAAAGCCAGCUUCAGUCCAGAUGGCCAGUACAUAGUUAGUGGUUCUGAAAAUCAGUGUAUAUACAUAUGGAAGACUCAUCACGAUUAUUCAAAGUUCUCAAGUGUGCGACGUGAUCGUAAUGACUUUUGGGAAGGUAUCAAAGCUCACAAUGCCGUUGUGACUUGUGCCGUAUUCGCACCGAAUCCUGAUAGCAUUAUCAAGCAGAUUGAAGCACGAGAGCAAUGGGAGGCUAGGGACGAUCCAAAGAACCUGGGGAACGCAGCAUCACCCGAUGCACCAGUUGAUCCGGUCGUGGAGCAGCGUACAAAAGGCUGCGGCGGCCAUGUUCUCGUCAGCGCCGAUUUCAAUGGAUGCAUCAAAGUGUUCCUCAACAAAACGAAACCAAAGCACAGUUCUUUACCAGCUUCUGCACUUGCGUAAUUCACUAUCGCAAUUUUCUUUCGGAUUUUUUUUUUAAAUCCACUUUAGUCGCCAUCCAUUCUUGCCUCCUAUUCACCUCGGAUACUUUCUUUUUUUAUCUUUUUACAUUUUUUUCUCGCGUCUCUCAAUAAAUUACUUGCAAUUUAAACUUUAAGAGCUUUCCCGUAAUUAGACGAUGUCUCAAUGAUGUAAAGAAUUGCACUUUCUUUACCUUCAGGUACUUAAAGUUUAACUACUGAAAUUCCCGAGUAUUCUUUCUCAAUUCCAACUCUCAGUAUGGUGCGACGAAUUAUCGAUUGCCAGUAAUACAGUUUUUAUACAGCAACGAUCAUUGGCGUUUCUAAUUGAAAAUCAACCUGCGGACUCAUUGCGCGUUUCUUUUAUAUUGUCAAUCAAUUUUCUUAUCGGUGUCUUUAAUUGUCAUUGUACAUGUAUAUAUGUUACUGACCCACACGCAGUGGGUCGUACUAAUUCCUGCUUAAUAAUCUGCUGCUUUGUGUACGUGAAUUGGCAUUUGUAUAAACGACAGCCAUUUAUCACUGUGUUUUGUACAUGGUAAAUGGAGUCUAAUAUUUUUAUUCAUCUACACGUUGACGUAAUGUAUUAUCAAUGAUUAACGGUACCCACUCCACUGUUUUUGGAUUAACACCCCAUUCGGGAUAUCGUUGCUAUUCUUUUGCGCAGAGCGUAACGCGCAUGUACGUGGAAUAUGAAUAAGAGAUUCAAUCAAUUAUCUGACACGUACUGAACAAGGUGAUUAGUAGAGAUACGAAUAUUAAUUUUUUUUCUCCAUUAAGCUGCGCUUUGUUAAUUAGUGCCUCGCGGUAAUAAUGAUUUUAGAUACAGUUGUGAUCGAUUCGAUGUUUGGCCGAUUGACUAAAAUUGAUUAAAAUUUUUCAGCUACGGUUACACAAUAUGUAUUAUCAUUAUAUAUGAAUAUUGAUGCGUGCCUACUGUUUGGCUAAUCGGCCCCGAUCGAGUUAGACUUUUCUAAGAUUUUCACGUAAUCGUACACCACUCUUGUUGCAUUGGUGUAUCGCAUCGAAGACAAUAUGGAAAAAAAAAAGAAAAAAAAACUUAAAUUAAACCGGAAUAGAUUUAACGUCACACAAAUUUUUUCUAAGAUUGCCAUUAAAUAUUUUUAGACAAAAAAAUGGAUUUGAAUUGUGCACCAAACGGUAUCGCUAUAUGGGAGGCACGUGUUAAGUGUAACAAUUAUUAUAAACACCGAGUGCACUUUUCAUGCUUGUCAUUUUAUUUUUUACAUAAACACUUCAUUGGAUAGCUUUUUUGAAAAAUAGAACUUUGCCAUUGUAUAGAAUCAUUUAAUUAUUUUCAUAUGUCAGUGGUAUCUGGUAAUGGCACUCUUUCGCGUUAAAUCGAGCCUCGUUCUUACAGCAGUAUUUUACUUGUAACAAUAUGUUAGGAAUGAGUAAAGAAAAUUAUUGUAUUAAGAAAUACGAAAUAUCUACGCAAUCGUACAGUUUGUCAAUUCACGCGUUCAGAGUUUAAGUUAAAUAUUUUAAAGAAGAAAUCGAAUUACGAAAUUCACGGUGUGGAUGGGUCAUUGUAAUUAAAUGUAGUUGACGUCUGUAGAAAUUUUUAGAGCAGUGCCGAUCUGGCUGAUCGAUUAUGCAUGAGCAGCUACAUCAAUUCUAAUUAGGGAUACCAUCUUCUUGUGACUUGUGGCUAUAACGUAAAAGAGUACUUUGAAUUUGGAAUUGACAUUCCGACUCUGUUGUAACUCUUGUAAUGUGACUCGUGAGAUAUUAAUGGACUAUUUGUUAUCGAUUUGAUGCUAAAUUAAUGUUCAAUGAAAAAUAUCGGAAUGACGUUUACGAACGGCGAGGAUAAUUAAGUACGAAAUUCGUUAAUUAAAAUCCAGUCGAAGUUACGUUAAUUUAAUUCUGACAGUCGUGAGAUGAAUUAAAUUACGUACUGAUAACGAUAAUUAACCAUUAAGGAAUGUGAAAAGAAUUGAAUUUCGGAUUAACGAAAAAAGAAAUUGCGAAUUUUAAAUUUUCAUGCUGGCACUUUAACACCAGAAGCUAAAUGUUCCUAUUAGCAGAGUAGUUUGCGUGAAAAUGGCAAUUAAGAAGUUCAAUCUUUUUUUGAUUUUGCGAAUAAAAGAAAAUCGAACAAAUCCAAUGAAAGCGUCACGAAGAAAAUCGCACGCGGCUAAGCGCCAAGAGCUACGAUUCGCAAUGAAUUAUGAGACGUUCGAAUGAAAUAAUUGUAAAUAUGCAAAGAAAAAUGAGAAAAGAUAAAUUAGGGGAAAGAAAGAGAAGAAUACGAAGAAAGGGAGAGUGAGAGUCUCGAUACUUUGUUGUAAAUGCAAUUGUAAAUAUUUUUAAUCGCAUAGCGCAAACGCUUAGCGAUAAUGAUGAUUGCCAUAACGACACAGGACGUGCACAAAAUAAUUCUUUGUGAUCUAAAUGGUAACCGUGUAUUGUAAAAAAGAGAGGGAGUAAGAGAAAGAAAAGAAAAAAAGAAAAUAAAACAAACAGGAAGUGUGUACCGACAAUGUAUUAAUUGCAACUGAAAUGUGUCUGUGUUUUUUAGGUUAUCAUCACGCGGAAAUAUAAAUCUGUAACGAUCA
Molecule: messenger RNA, 5848 nt
Organism: Cephus cinctus (wheat stem sawfly)
Lineage: Eukaryota; Metazoa; Arthropoda; Insecta; Hymenoptera; Cephidae
Product: WD repeat-containing protein 44
Exons: 7
Coding region: 157-3249 (1030 amino acids)
Molecular function (GO): protein binding
Source: RefSeq, a predicted model, not a curated record